Messenger RNA from Stylonychia lemnae, 2238 nucleotides. NCBI's taxonomy places the organism in Eukaryota, Ciliophora, Spirotrichea, Sporadotrichida, Oxytrichidae. The record is from the annotation of a GenBank genome assembly.
AUGAAGAUAAUAGGAUAUGUUUUACUAUUAGCUAUAUUGCAGCAACUUUACCAAGCAAAAAAUAAAAAAGAGGUUAUCAACACUCUGACUAAAGAUUUUGGGCAGCAUCAUUUUGAGAUGAGUGUAACUCCAGAUGACUACAUAUAAUUCAAAGUCACUUUACCAUUUCAACAAUACUUUGCUAUUGGAUUUGGAAAGGAUAUGUAUGGCACUAACAUGAUCUCAUUUUAAUCUUACAAUUCUCGUUAAAAAGCUUAAUCAGAAAAUCUGUACUCAAGCUCUGAAACUAGGCCUGCUGCAUUGGGCGACAAUAUUCUAGAGAUGACAGAAGAAACUGUAGAUACGAAUAAAAAAAUUAUAACAGUGAAGAGACCAUUUGUACCUGACCCAAAUCCAUAAUAUAACUAUAAAAUUUAAAGACAAGUUCAAAUACCGCUAAUUUGGGCAAAGAAUACAAAAGGCAGCUACUUGACUGAGCAUUAAGAAACAGGAAGUUUUGAAUUCACAAUUAAUCUUGAUGGCUCUUUUGAUGGAAUUAUUGAUAAUGGUGGAACUGAUAAUUCAUUAUACUACAUUCAUGGAUGGAUUUUAUGGGCUGCUUGGGGUAUUUUAGGAUUAGUUUAAAUAGCUUUUAAUAGAUACCUGAAAAUCUUUUGGAAAUGGAAUAAGUAUGUUCAUUAUGUAUGUGGAAUGCUGAUAGUUAUUACAACCUUUGUAAUGGGGUACCUAGCAUUAUAAAAACGUAAAUUUAAGAUUGAGCGCGAGUAUCAUCAUGCAACAGGUUUUGGCUGCUUUGUUGGAGUUGGGCUUCUUCCCAUCGGUGGAUUUGUAGUGGCUAUACUUCUCAAUACCUUGAGAUGGAACACUGGCUUUGUACUUAAGAUGAAAUUAGGUCAUAAGAUAUUCGGUUACACUUUGAUUGCUCUAUCAUAAUUUGCCAUUCUUACUGGAGGAUUAAAAUGGUCCUCAUUUAAUAACGAUAAUAACCCCUACGUCAUCAUUCAUAUUUGCUUAUAUUUCCUCGUACUCAUUGUUUGCGAGGGUAUUUACUAUAAGUUUUAAGAGAGAGAGAAUAACUUCAUUGAACCUAAGGUAACCAUCCUCAGAUCAGAAUUUAAAAAAAGAGUUGCUGGAGGAGAACAGCUAGUCAUUUUAGAUGAUUUGGUACUUGACAUCUCGAAAUUCAAGUUAUCUCAUCCAGGUGGAAAGUUCUUACUUGAUUACAACAUUGGAAGAGAUAUUUCUAAAUUCUUUUAUGGUGGAUACACUCUCGAAAAUGGUGGAGGAUGCAGUCCUCAUUCACAUUCAAACAUGGCAAGAUGUAUAGUAAAUACUCUUGUCAUAGCAAGACUAGAAGAGAAAGCAAAAACAUUCGCUGCAAGGAUUGUAACUUCUACAGAGGUUGGUAGAAAUACAAACACAUUCACCCUUAAAGCUGAAGGACCAGAAGUCCACUUUAAACUUCCAUCUAGUACUGAUGUCACUGCCAUAGGCAGGCACUUUUUAAUCAGAAGUUUCUCUAAUUCAAAGGUAAAGAGACACUAUACUGUCUGCACUUGCAUGAAAAAAGAAAUUUAUGAUGAGCUUUGUAAUGCUCUUAGAUAAUUCUAAGCUGGAGAAAGGAUCCUCUUCAAUAAUGCUGUUCUUUAAGAGAACUGGAAUUCAGAUAAAAGUGAAGUUGUUUGCACAGUAAAGAACUACAAUAAGAGAGGAGGUGUUUCCCAUAGAAUUCAUACCGCUUACAAUGAUCUUUAUUAGAUUAAGGGACUUCUUGGGAAGGGUCUUGGCAUACAUUAAGAAGGUAACCAUGUUGCCUUUGUAGCUGGAACUGGCAUCUUAGUCUUUGUUGAUCUUGUUGCUUUCUUAAUAAGAUAAGAUCUUAACCUUCUUGAUGAUGUUCAAAACAAGAUUCUCGACAGAAAGAAGUUUAAAUUCACUCUCUAUGCUUCAUUCCCCAAUGAAGAACAAGUCCUUUGCCAUGAUUUAAUUCAAGGUUUAUAAGAUAUAGUGAGCAAAAAUGAUGAGAAAAACUUCGAGUUGAUUCUUAGAAUCAGUAGCUAAUCAAAGCAGAGAUGGGAUGAGCAAUUCAUACAGAGAUAAUUAGAGGUGCAAACUCAGACUGAUCUCAGAAAAAUAUGGGUCUGUGGUCCACCAUCUAUGAACGAAUUAUUUGAUAAGACAUUAGAUGCUAAUGCUACAAAGUAUAACCUCAACAGAAAUCAGUGGGAAAUCCUUUGA